AUGGAAGAUUUUUGGAAAAUGAUUUGUGACGAUUCUUCUUGCUCUUCACUUGGAGGAAACCCCUUAUGUUUCGGUUUCGAGGUUCUGAAGGAUCCUUCUUCAUGCAUCAACCAUUUGUUGAUCAUUGUCCUUGAUGUGUUGUUUCUAAUAAUGUUAACAUUUGUUAUAAUCCAAAAGACUUUGUUGAGGCCAAUUCAAGGUCAGAAUAGAAUGGAAAAGUGUUCAAAAUUGCAGCUAGUUUCUGCAAUAACCAGCUGUGGCUCUCUCGGUUUGUUGCAUUUAUGCUUUGGCAUUUGGGUUUUAGAUGAGAAUUUAAAGAAAAAUAUUACAGUUUUUCCUCUAAGUUUGUGGCUGCUAGAAUUGCUUCAAGGAUUAACAUGGAUGUUAGUUGGUUUAAGUGUGCUGAAACAACUUGCAAAAACAUGGUUGAGACCAUUUUCAAUUCUUAUGUUCUUUGUUUCUAGUAUUUUAUGUGCUUUUUCUUUAUCUUAUGCAUUUAAGAGUAAAGAAUUGUCACAUAAGGCAGCUUUAGAUGUUUUAUCUUUUUUGGGAGCAUUUUUGCUACUCUUUGGAAGUGUAUAUACCCCCUUAGAUAGUCAUGUUCAUGACAAGGACUUCAUUAGCCAUAAAAGUGUAACCCCAUUUGAAAAAGCUGGAAUCUUUAGUAGGAUGUCGUUUUGGUGGUUGAAUCCACUCAUGAAAACAAGUCAAGAGAAAACACUUCAGGACGAGGACAUCCCAAAAUUACGGGAAGAAGAUAGAGUAAAAGUAUGUUAUUCGUUAUUUAUAGAUCAAUUGAAUAGACAAAAGCAGAAGGGCUCGUCAUCACGAUCAUCAAUUUUGUUGACAAUAGUUUUAUGCCAUAGGAGAGAGAUUUUGAUAUCAGGGUUCCUUGCAUUUCUUAAGGUACUCACUCUCUCUUCUUGUCCAGUACUUUUGAAUGCCUUUAUAUUGGUGGUCGAGGGUGAUAAAAGUUCCAAAAAUAAAGGUUACUUGUUAGCCAUCUCAAUUUUGUUUAUAAAGAUUUUAGAAUCUCUAUUUCAAAGGCAAUGGUAUUUUCGGUCUAGACUUAUUGGUAUGAAAGUUAGGUCCUUAGUUACUGCACUCAUUUAUAAAAAACAAUUGAGGUUAUCCAAUGCUACUAAAUUGAUUCACUCUAGUGGUGAGAUAAUGAAUUAUGUGAAUGUCGAUGCCUAUAGAAUUGGAGAACUUCCAUUUUGGUUUCACCAAACAUGGACGACUGUCCUCCAACUAUCCAUCGCCUUAGUAAUUCUUUUUCAUGUUAUUGGACUAGCAACAAUUGCAUCAUUGGUGGUGAUUGUUUUGACCGUGCUUUUAAAUUCUCCACUAGCAAAGUUACAACAUAGGUUUUUAAGCAACCUUAUGUUGGCUCAAGAUGAAAGGUUGAAGGCAAGUUCUGAGGCUCUAGUGAAUGUUAAAGUGUUGAAGUUAUAUGCAUGGGAAAUCCAUUUUAAAAAUGUUAUUGAAAGCCUAAGAAUUGUUGAGCUAAAAUGGCUAUCUUCAGUGCUAUUACAAAAGGCAUAUAGUCUUAUUCUCUUUUGGUUUUCACCUAUUUUGGUCUCUACUGCCACCUUCAUGGCUUGUUACUUCAUGAAAGUUCCUUUACAUGCAAAUAAUGUUUUUACAUUUAUUGCAACUAUGUUCCUUGUGCAAGAACCUAUUUCAACCACCGGAGAUGUUAUUGGAGUGAUCAUUCAAGCACAUGUUUCCUUUUCUCGGGUUGUGAAGUUUCUCGAGGCUCCUGAGCUACAUACUACAAAUGUUAGAAAGAGUUGCUAUGAUGAGAAGUUAAAGGGAUCAAUUUUAAUCAAGUCUGCGAACUUUUCAUGGGAAGAUGAUUUAUCGAAGCCGACAAUAGCAGACAUAAAUUUAAAGGUUAGUGAUGGGCAAAAAAUAGCUAUAUGUGGAGAAGUUGGCUCAGGAAAAUCAACUUUACUGGCAGCAAUUCUCGGAGAAGUACCAAAUACAAAGGGGAAAAUCGAAGUAUAUGGAAAGUUGGCAUAUGUUUCUCAAACAUCAUGGAUACAAAAAGGAACAAUACAGGAAAAUAUUUUGUUUGGAUCAUCUUUGGAUGUUCAAAGGUAUCAAGAAUCAAUUCGUAGGUCUUCACUAAUGAAGGACCUUGAGUUGUUUCCAUAUGGUGAUCUAACUGAGAUAGGAGAGAGAGGUAUUAAUCUAAGUGGGGGCCAGAAACAACGAAUUCAACUUGCUAGAGCUCUUUAUCAGAAUGCUGAUGUAUAUAUCUUGGAUGAUCCUUUUAGUGCUGUGGAUGCGGACACUGCAAAAAAAUUGUUCAAUGAAUACAUAUUGGAAGGACUUGCUAGAAAGACGGUUAUUCUCGUGACUCAUCAAGUUGACUAUCUCCCCACAUUUGAUUAUAUUAUGUUGAUGUUAGGUGGGAAAAUCCAACAAGCUGCUACUUAUCAUGAUCUACUAACCUUUAGCCAAGAAUUUAAGAACCUUGUUAAUGCACACAAAAAGGCAGGUGGCUCUUACCAUCUUGCAAAUGUUACUUUAUCCCCAAUACAUUCAAAGUCUAGAAUGGAGAUGAAGCAAUAUUUCACAGAGACGAGGCUUAAUAUUAUAAGCAGUGAUAAACUUAUUAAUGAAGAAGAGAGAGAAAUGGGAGACAUGGGAUUGAAGCCUUACAUACAAUAUCUCAACCAGAAAAAAGGCUACAUAUACUUCUUUAUCAGUUCACUUUCCCACUUAAUGUUUAUAAUUUGUCAAAUACUUCAAAACUCAUGGAUGGCUACUAGUGUUGAUAAUCCUCAAAUCAACACAUUGCGAUUGAUUACAAUUUAUUUGUUGAUUGGAACUACUUCUACAAUUUUUGUUAUAAUGAGGUGUUUAUUUGUAGCAGCUUUAGGUUUUCAAUCAUCAAAAAAUUUAUUUAGACAAUUAAUAAAUUCUCUUUUUUGCGCAUCAAUGUCUUUCUAUGAUACCACGCCAUUGGGAAGGAUACUAAGUAGGGUCUCAUCAGAUAUGAGCAUUGUGGAUCUUGAUGUCGGUUUUAACCUCACAUAUUAUGUAGCAUCCACUAUAAAUUAUUGCGCAAGCCUAAUAGUUUUAACAUCUAUUGCUUGGCAAGUCUUGUUUUUGUGUAUACCAAUGGCUUAUGUUACUAUUCGUUUACAGAGACACUACUAUGCAUGUGCAAAAGAACUUAUGCGGAUGAGCGGCACAACAAAAUCCUCUAUAGCUAAUCACGUAGUUGAUUCUGUUGUUGGAGCUUGGACGAUAAGGGCUUUUGAGGAAGAAGAUCGUUUUUUUAACAAGAAUCUUGAUUUAAUUGAUGUCAAUGCUGGUGUUUACUUCCACAAUUUUGCUUCAAAUGAGUGGUUGAUCCAACGGUUAGAAGUAAUCUAUGCAGUUGUUCUUGCAUCUGCGACACUUUGCAUUGCGAUGCUUCCUAUAGGGACUUUUACAUCUGGUUUUAUUGGUAUGGUCCUUUCUUAUGGUCUUUCAUUAAACAAAGACGUAGUAUAUUUAGCUCAAUACCAAUGCAUUAUAGAAAAUUAUAUAGUAUCCGUAGAGAGGAUAAGUCAAUACACUCACAUACAAAGUGAUGCUCAAGAAGUAAUUGAAGGAAAUCAUCCUCCGCUUAAUUGGCCAAGUACGGGAAAAGUAGAAAUAAAAGACUUGAAGAUACAAUACAAGCCUAAUGGACCUUUUGUACUACAUGGUAUCACAUGUACAUUUGAAGGAGGGCACAAGAUUGGAAUUGUUGGUAGAACAGGUAGUGGAAAAUCAACUCUUAUAGGUGCUUUGUUUCGUCUUAUGGAGCCGACAAGAGGAGAAAUUUUAGUUGAUGGAAUAAACAUAUCAUCUAUUGGCCUUCAUUACUUGAGGUCAAGUUUUGGUAUUAUACCUCAAGAUCCUACCUUAUUCAUUGGGACACUUAGAUAUAACUUGGAUCCCUUAUCUCAACAUUCCGAUCAAGAAAUAUGGGAGGUUCUUCGAAAAUGCCAACUACAAGAGGUUGUCAAAGAUAAAGGUGGCUUAGAUUCCUCAGUUGUUGAAAAUGGAACAAACUGGAGCAUUGGACAAAGACAACUUUUUUCUUUGGGGCGUGCUCUUUUAAAGAGAAGUAGGAUAUUGGUAUUAGAUGAAGCAACUGCAUCAAUUGAUAACGCAACUGAUUUGAUUCUUCAAAAUACCAUUAAGAAAGAGUUUGUUGGUUGUACAGUCAUAACAGUAGCACACAAGAUACCAACUGUGAUGGAUUGCGAUAUGAUUCUUUCCAUGAGUGAUGGAAAAUUGGCUGAGUAUGAUGAACCGUUGAAGUUGAUGAAAAGAGAAGGAUCGUUAUUUGGAAACCUUGUAAGGGAAUACUGGUCUCAUUUUUAG
This is a messenger RNA of Lathyrus sativus (Indian pea), 4371 nucleotides long. Lineage: Eukaryota; Viridiplantae; Streptophyta; Magnoliopsida; Fabales; Fabaceae. The record is from the annotation of a GenBank genome assembly.